AUGAGGAAUGAGGAGCUGUAUUCUUCAGAUCACUUACUUAUGCUCUGCUGCUUCCAACUGAUGAAGGAAGAUCCACACUCACUCUGAGGAAAUGGCAUGCAAGUUUGGGACAUAUCUAGCUUUCUUCUUUCUCCUGGCAAGUCUGGCUGUCAUCAUUACAAUAUCCGUGAUCCAGGGUCAUAAGCGUGUCUUUGAGUCACGUCUGAAGUAUGGCAUAGUAAUUGACUCAGGCUCCUCCCGCUCUACUGUGCAUCUGUAUCAAUGGCCAGCCGAGAAGCAAAAUAACACUGGAGUGGUGAGCCAGACACUCAGAUGCAUGGUCGCUGGCCCUGGUAUCUCAGAUAUGUUAGUUGACAAUGCACAGGACCAACAGUCCUGGGCGUCGAUCAGAGAAUGUAUGAACAACAUCACAAAAAUCGUCCCCGCAGACCAACACAAUUCAACCGUCCUCUACCUUGGGGCAACUGCUGGGAUGAGACUGCUACAUUCACAGAAUGAAACCAAAUCCAAUGAGAUCUUAAAGAACCUGCAGAACUACCUCCAAUCCCUGCCGUUUAACUUCCAAAACGCCUCCAUCAUGUCAGGGAAAGAGGAGGGGCUGUACGGAUGGAUCACCGUCAACUACCUGCUGGGAAACUUCCUGGAGAGAAACAUAUGGAACAUGUGGGUGCGGCCUGCCGGAGGGAAGAUGGUGGGCUCCAUGGAUCUAGGAGGGGCGUCCACCCAGAUAGCGUUCACCCUCCCAGAUCCCAACGUCCAGGGAACAGACAUCGUACGGGUCUCCCUCUAUGGCUACGAAUACAACAUCUACACUCACAGCUUCCUGUGUUAUGGGAAGAACGAGGCAGAGAAGAGAGUCCUCGCUGCUUUAGUGAAGAACUCUGAGAACGCUACACAUGUGACCAACCCCUGCUUCAAUCUUGGUUACAACAUGACUGUGUCGGCUGAGUCCAUCUUUGGGACUGAGUGCAUAGAAACGCCUGCCGACUACGAUCCCAAACAGAUGAUCACCCUGAAGGGGUCAUCAGACAACGGAGCCUGUAGGGACGUGGUGAAAUCCAUAUUUGACCUGACCUGCACGAAUAACUGUUCCUUUGACGCAGUCUACCAACCAUCCGUGGGACCCGGGGACUUUCUGGCCUAUGCUGGGUUCUUCUACACUGCUCAGGCUGUCGAGCUGAAAGGCAUUUCACAACUGGACCAGUGGAACUCCUCUACCUGGGAAUUCUGCUCCUGGGACUGGCCCACCCUCACGCUAAAAAAGUCCUGGAUAGCUGAAAAAUACAGAAAGUCCUACUGCUAUUCAGCACAUUACGUCCAGACAUUACUUGUAAAUGGCUACAAGUUCAAUAAAGACACUUGGAAACACAUUGACUUCCAAAAACAGGUACAUAACACAAAUAUAGGCUGGAGUCUGGGCUACAUGCUACAUACAUCCAACAUGAUCCCUGCUGAGGCCGAGCUGGUGCGUCUGCCCAUGGCCAACUCUGUGUUCGGUGGCCUCCUCUUCCUCUUCACCGCCCUCACCAUCGUCAGUGUCAUGUUCCUGAUCAUCAAGGCUGUGCGCGCCUGCUACUGACCCCCACUAGAGGGCAGAGUGUUCAAAUUACAGUAAAACCUAGAGUUACAGUAACUUUCCCAAAAUGUGUUUUUUCCAGAAAUCUGUUUUGGAAGAUUCCUGGAAUCAGGAGGGAAUGGAAUCCUCCAACCAGGAUUUCUAAAAAACCUUGUAAUUUUGGGAAAGUUACAGAAUAUAUACAGCCCUAGUUAAACCCGAUGGAGGAAAGUGCUUCUGGUCCCACCCAGACACAGUUACAGCAGGCAACAAUAGAACACUGACAGGUGCAAGGUAUUAUCACCAGAUAUUAUCAUCAUCAGUUAAAGAGAUUUAACAGGAUCUUAAAGCCCACAUAGAGUCUUAUUCAUUUUAUUUUUAAAUCAUCACUAUAUGUUUGAUAAAUCACUGUGUGUGUUUAUUUCAUGAAAAUAACUCCAAAUAUAUUUGUCAUUGUUUAUUUAGAGCUUCCUUUACAAUUGAAAUGCUCAGUCUAAUCAUGUGGGUGUGUUGAUAUAAAUGUAAAUAUGUUUACAUACACAGCCCUGAUUGGCAAAUAGGAUCAUCUAGACUCUAGACUAGAGCCUACCCCGCUUACACCUUCAAAGUAGGAUGAUACAUAUGCUAAUAAAAGUUGACUGGUCAUUGAUCAAAAUAAUCAGAUCAGAUUGUGAUGUCAUACUGUGGGCCAAACACUCCCUCCCAACCGAACAGUGAUGUUUUGACCUCAUACUGAAAAAUGGGAAAUCACGUUUUGACUGCACUGCCUCUUUAAGCACUUACAAAUGCAUAACAUAUUGUACACAUUUGAAUUUGUAAUGUAUCAUAUUCAUUGCAGGGAUACUUUCAAAACCACUGGCUGAAAUUAUACAAAACAUAUAUAAUGUAUCUUAAGCUGUUUAAAGCAUCUCUAUUCCAUGUGCUUGUUUGAGUGUUUUCAGUGAGAAUAUACACUUGAGGGUCAGUAAUGCAUUAUAAGAUCUUGUUCGCUGCUUUAGGCUCAUCCCAAACAGACGAAUGACACAAUUCUAAGAUAUUCAGUGACUUCAAAUGCUCAAUUGGUCUUUAAAGUAAAAUAAAAGAGAGGUAUUAAUUGCAUAAUGAACUGCUGAGCAAAAAUGAUCGCCAUGUGCACUAAGUCAUCGGCUAUACAGUACUGUAGAUCAGGAGGUUGAAUGAAGGUUGAAGGUAGCAUGGAAAACACCUGAAAUGACUACAAUCUCUUUAUUACAUAUUUUGCUGGAUGGCAUGGCAUUAUCGGUUAUGUGAUCAUCUACCUCUGAGAUCUUGCAUGUUUCUCGUCUGAUGUACUAUAUCAGCAAAUCCUUGUCAAACAGUCAUUUUUUGUUGGUUGAAUGUUCCAUAUUAACAAUAAACUGAACAUCACCCAUGAUGUUAUCAUCUCCAGA
Molecule: messenger RNA, 2964 nt
Organism: Oncorhynchus masou masou (cherry salmon)
Lineage: Eukaryota; Metazoa; Chordata; Actinopteri; Salmoniformes; Salmonidae
Product: ectonucleoside triphosphate diphosphohydrolase 3-like
Exons: 10
Coding region: 92-1579 (495 amino acids)
Cellular component (GO): plasma membrane
Molecular function (GO): hydrolase activity
Source: RefSeq, a predicted model, not a curated record